UAAAGCCCUACACGUCACCUUCCCUCCCCUCCCCUUAGCAACAGAGGCAACAUGGCGGCGUCCAGUAACGCGGAGCAUUCUCCAGAGAUAUCGACGCCGUUAAAGAUACCGAAAACCGAGGUGCCAUCUCCUGAGUCGGAGGAUUUGAGUGACAGUAAUCAAUACCACUCCAGUCCGUCGACACCGAACCGGUUCUCACCUUUGAACGUGGGCUCAGGGACAGCGGGCCGCACGACGGCCUCAUCCUCCAACAGCUUCACGGCUUGCCGAGGGAUGUCGUGGACCCCGUCCGAGACAAACGCCCUUAUCGCGGUCUGGGGCAACGAGAGGCUGACAGAGGCGAGGAUGCAGCAGCUGGAGGUCGCAGGCACCGUCUUCACCGGUAAGGCCCCCGGUCCUGCAAUGUACGAACGGGUGUCCAGAGCUUUGUCGGAGCUGGGCUACGAGAGGACCCCGUCCCAGUGCAGGGAGAGGAUGAAGACACUGCGCCGCUGCUACAGCCGUGUGAAGGAGCAUGGCAUCGGCAAAAGGAAGAGCAGUUACACUAUAGAGCAGCUGGAGAAGGUGUUCGGUCAGGGAGGCUGGGACUCCCAGAGCUGUGCCCCAGUGCUGAUCAACAGCAGUGGGCUGUAUCAGGAGAUGGAGUCCGAUGGCAGCACCCUGGAAGACUUCUCCCAGGAGGACUGGUGUAACCAGGUGCUGGACUCAGCUUUCCAGGAGGGAGACAUGGAGACUGAAGAAAUCCAGGUGCCUAAAAACAGAGUGCUACAGAUUCAAGCAGAACUGUCAGAACAAACCCAAAAAAAGGACAUGCUGCAGACAGUGGUGCGUAUCCUUGAGUCAGUGCAGCUGAAAUGGGAGCACUUCCAGACAUGGACUGAGUUCUCCCGGCUGCACCUCUCCAACAAACUGGCCAUCUUUGGCGUGGGCUACAACACGCGCUGGUGUGAGGACGUGCGUUAUCACUACGCUGAGAUCAGCUCGCAGGUGCCACUGGGUAAGAGACUUCGUGAGUACUUCAACCCAGAGAAGCCUGAGGGCCGCAUCAUCAUGACCAAAGUUCAAAAGAUGAACUGGAAGAAUGUCUACUACAAGUUCCUGGACAUUACCAUCAGCGAGGCACGCUGCCUGGAGCUGCACAUGGAGGUGGACUGGAUCCCUGUAUCUCAGUCCAGGGCAGCAGGCUGCAGCAAAGGAACAUCCCACUACCUCCUUCCUGGGGACAUCCCCAAGGCGUAUGGACUCUACGCUGUUGGCUACAAGGCCGUAUCAUCUUCCAGCAAGACCGCUCAGACCUCUCACAAGGUUGGUAGUGAUGACAGUAGCUUACCUCAGUGCAAGUCAGAAAAUGGGGCUCAAAGUCAGGCUGAUGCAGAAGGAGCAGCACAGGGUGACAGGACUGGGGCUAAAGUCACUUACUGUUACCUAGGCAUAGCUGAGGACAGGACCAUACAGCAGUGCGUCUUCCAGCACUUUCAGGGUUCUGGCAAACACCAUGUCCACGGUGAACCCUUCGCCGUGACUCAUUUCCUGCAGGAGAACUGUGGCCGUAGCAUCACAAGUCAGGAUGGCGAGGGAGGUGAAGACUCAUCUCAGCAUUUUGCCAUUUACAUCAAAUUCAUUGAGGUGGAGCUGGACUUCCUCUCAGCAGGCUCCCUGGUGGAGUGCCUCGAAACCGCUGUGGGUUAUUCCUUGAAAUACAACCACAAAGAAACAUUGUAACUGCACUCAGUGUUUCUGAUGAGUAUUGAAUAGGUGUUACAGCCAGCAAGGCAACUUGGAAAGUGUCCAAUUCUGUUACAAAGCAUGGAUGUGUGCAGGUGUCUGACAUAUUUUGGCUUCAUUUUCAUCUCUUUUGAAAAAUUUUUCAUUAGGUACUUAUUAAGUUGAUAACCAGGGAUGAUGCACAAUAUGGCAAAUAUACGUAGUGUGUAGAAACAUGGGAGCAGCUGCAGCAUCCAAGAGGUAUGUACUGAUUAUGUAGGUUCAUGCGCACUACAAAAGGUUUCUGCUGCUGGUUUAGUGUAGAUUAACAUUGCCUCGUCAGGGAGCGUGGGGUUGGCAAGGUGACUAGUGCAGUAUGCAUCUGUCUACCUCAGUAGAAUGUAGUAAACAAGGCAGCAAAGGGACCAUAAUGUGUAUUUAUUCUUAAACUGCCUUUACUUUGUUGAGGUCUGGACCUGAAUAAACAAAAAAAUUAAGUGUAGCAGUCGAUUUGUCUUGCACGUGUAAAUGAACUACAGCCUGAGAUCCUUCAAUGCAAGAGACAAAAAGCAAAAAAUCAGCAUUGGCCAGUGUGGAUACAGCAAUGUUAACAUUGGUUUUCACUCCACAUGUUUGCAGGUGUUUGUGAUCAUCUGCUCACUUGCAGGCCUGAGAGCACUGAUCUGUGACUUUUAGAAGGCUCAGGCUGGAAGCUGCAGAGGUCAACUCACUUAUGACCAAUAAUCACACUGAAUCCUUUAUGAACAUGACUGCUGAGGUUAUGUGCAAUGUGCCAGGAAAGGACUGUGGUGAGAAAAAUAAAACAAAUGGAGAAAUCCAUGUUGAAUCUAUGUAUAUGAAAUCUACCUUAUAUAUAUCUAAUAUAUAUGUAUAUAUAUAUUUCAGAAAAUCAAUGUUCUUGAGCAUUCCAGCUUUUGCAAACUUAUAAUGUUCAUUUGUUUAGGUAUAUGGUGAUAAAUAUAUUUUCUAUUUCAUUGUUUGACACCAUGUCUUGUAUGUGAUUGUUUUGAAGUCACUGUCUUGUAUGUUUACAUGUACAAAAAACAAUAAAUGGGGCACUCGCUGUCAUUUGCCACACAGUGAAAAUGGGUGCAUGUGUUUGUUUGAACAGUAGGUUGGUGUAAGUACUG
Monopterus albus (swamp eel) is the source of this 2855-nucleotide messenger RNA. RefSeq names its product Myb/SANT DNA binding domain containing 2 (gene msantd2). Bases 52 to 1722 code for a protein of 556 amino acids. Lineage: Eukaryota; Metazoa; Chordata; Actinopteri; Synbranchiformes; Synbranchidae. The record is from RefSeq and is a predicted model, not a curated record. The transcript has 4 exons.